AUGGCCGCCUCCGCCGGCCCCGCCGCGCCGCGCACCAAGACCAAGCGGAAGCGCUUCGUGCCCCAGCGCGUCAAGGUGCCGCGGGCGGCGGACCCGCUGCUGGGCGUGUUGGGCUGGGGCGUCCAGCACCAGAUCAAUGAACUCAGCCAGGUUCCCCUGCCGGUGAUGCUGCUACCCGAUGACUUUAAAGCCAACUCUAAAAUCAAAGUGAACAAUCAUCUCUUCAACAGGGAGAACCUGCCCAGCCACUUCAAGUUCAAGGAGUACUGCCCGCAGGUCUUCCGCAACCUCCGCGAGCGCUUCGGGAUUGACGACCAGGACUACCAGGUCUCCCUGACGCGCAGCCCGCCCCACUACGAAGGUGAGGGGAGCGACCGGCGUUUCCUCACCUCCUACGACCGGACGCUGGUGAUCAAGGAGAUCUCCAGCGAAGACGUGGCUGACGUGCACAGCCUCCUUUCGCACUACCACCAGUACGUGGUGAAGUGUCACGGGCUCACCCUGCUGCCCCAGUUCCUGGGGAUGUACCGGCUCAGUGUGGACAGCGAGGAGACCUACAUGCUGGUCAUGAGGAACGUGUUCAGCCACCGGCUCGCCGUGCACAGGAAGUACGACCUGAAGGGCUCCCUGGUGUCCCGAGAAGCCAGCGACAAGGAGAAGGUCAAGGAGCUGCCCACGCUGAAAGACAUGGACUUCCUGCACAUGAGCCAGAAGGUGUACGUGGACGAGGGGCAGAAGGGCGACUUCAUGGAGAAGCUGAAGAGGGAUGUGGAGUUCCUGGUCCAGCUGAAGAUCAUGGAUUACAGCCUGCUGUUGGGCAUCCAUGACGUGCUCCGGGCCGAGCAGGAGGAGGACGAGGAUCUGAAGGAGGAGGAAGAGGAGGGGGAGGACGUCAUGGCUGUGGGCUCCUACGGGACAUCCCCCGAGGGGAUCGGCGGCUACCUGAACUCCUACAAGCCGCUGAGCCCCGGGGAGUUUGACCCCUACGUCGACGUGUACGCCAUCAAGAGCGCGGAAGGCGGGCCCCAGCCGGAGGUGUACUUCAUGGGCCUCAUCGACAUCCUCACGCAGUACGACGCCAAGAAGAAGGCCGCGCACGCCGCCAAGACCGUCAAGCACGGGGCUGGCGCGGAGAUCUCGACCGUCCACCCCGAGCAGUACGCCAAGCGCUUCCUGGACUUUGUCACCAACAUCUUUGCUUAG
Messenger RNA from Emys orbicularis (European pond turtle), 1203 nucleotides. RefSeq names its product phosphatidylinositol-5-phosphate 4-kinase type 2 gamma (gene PIP4K2C). The record is from RefSeq and is a predicted model, not a curated record. Gene Ontology annotation, cellular component: plasma membrane. Gene Ontology annotation, molecular function: 1-phosphatidylinositol-5-phosphate 4-kinase activity; 1-phosphatidylinositol-4-phosphate 5-kinase activity. NCBI's taxonomy places the organism in Eukaryota, Metazoa, Chordata, Testudines, Emydidae. Gene Ontology annotation, biological process: phosphatidylinositol phosphate biosynthetic process. The coding region runs from base 1 to 1203 and encodes 400 amino acids. The transcript is spliced from 10 exons.